Messenger RNA from Mixia osmundae IAM 14324, 2832 nucleotides. RefSeq lists its product as uncharacterized. Gene Ontology annotation, molecular function: protein binding; guanyl-nucleotide exchange factor activity. Bases 1 to 2832 code for a protein of 943 amino acids. Lineage: Eukaryota; Fungi; Basidiomycota; Mixiomycetes; Mixiales; Mixiaceae. The transcript is spliced from 7 exons. Gene Ontology annotation, cellular component: mating projection tip; nucleus; division septum. The record is from RefSeq and is a predicted model, not a curated record. Gene Ontology annotation, biological process: septin ring organization; intracellular signal transduction; establishment of cell polarity.
AUGCUACCCCAGCCGACAUCGAGCAUAACCAACAAACCUGCCUCGGCUGCUUCGUCGCUGUAUCAGAACUGUCUGGCAGUACGAGAAUCUCUCUGUCGAGUGCCUGGCUUCGCUGCAGCUUUCCUCAAUCCAGAUGCGCCCUUUGCAGUGGGCGAUCCAGGGCCCAUCUCACCCAAUGGAGCCAGCGAUCCUCUCUCAGUCAUACCGAACGAUCCCGUCUCACAGGUCUCUCUGUGCCUCAGGCUGGGCUCCUCAUUGUGCUACUUGUUCAAUGUGCUUGCGGACACUCUCAACAUUGACAAGCAACUCGACAUCAAUCCAGAAGCGACACGCAAUAAUCUCAAGGCAUGCAAAGCCUCCGCUGCUCAGUUUAUCAUGGCCUGCAGCAGCACUUUCGGCUGGCACGGAGAUGACCUGUUCACGAUAACGAACCUGUACGAACAAGAUACGAAUGGCACUGUCAAGGUCAUCAACGUCGUCACGAGGCUUCUCAGCCAAUUAGAUCAGAGAGGUGUGCUCAUGCCACCAGUAGAGAUGCCAGAAGCAGAAAAAGCGCAGCUUGGCGCGCUCGACAAUCGCGCAAAAGUCGUUAACGAAAUCCUUGAAUCAGAACGCAAAUACGUACAAGAUCUCGAAGCGUUACAAAAUUAUCAAAGACAGCUGCAGCAGAGCGAUGUGAUCAGUCAAGAUACCAUCCAUGCCAUCUUCCUGAACCUCAACACGCUUGUGGAUUUUCAAAGACGCUUUCUGAUUGGCGUCGAAGCGCAUGCGAGUCAACCGCCAGAUCAGCAACGCUUCGGCUUGCUCUUCCUGCAGAUGGAGGAUAGCUUCGCUUGCUAUGAAGCAUACUGCGCAAACUUUACAUCAGCAUCCGAAGUCGCACUGCAAGAGAAUGCUGCGCUGAUGAAAAUGAGUCACGUCAUGGAACCCAGCUACGAGUUGCCCUUCUUUCUGAUCAAACCGAUACAGCGGAUAUGCAAGUAUCCGCUUCUUCUGCAGCAAUUGGUGAAAACGACAGAUGGCGGCAGUCCGUACUAUGGCGAGGUUAAGGAGGGUCUCGAAUCGAUCAAGCGUGUCACCGACAAGGUCAACGAGACAAAGCGGCAGAUGGAGAAUGAUCUGGCGGUCGUCGAGCUGGGUCGAAGGGUAGAAGACUGGAAAGGGCACGAGAUCUCCACCUUUGGCAAUUUGCUGCUGGAAGAUACAUUCAUGGUCAUCAAGAACGAAGCGGAGCGGGAGUAUCAUGUCUAUCUAUUCGAGCGCAUCAUCCUGUGCUGUAAAGAAGCAACGACAGUGGGCAAGAAGAAAGACAAGUCGAAUUCGAUCCUGAAGAAGCCCCCAGCGAAUAAGCGGCGGACAAGUCUGCAGCUCAAAGGUCGCAUUUUCAUCAACAAUGUCAUCAGUGCUGUGCCGAUGGUCAAAGCUAACCAACACUUGCUUCAAGUCACCUGGCGAGGGGACGUUGUCGACGAGCAUUUUGCGAUACGGUGCAGACAGGAAGAGCAGCUACGUCAAUGGGCAAAAUCGAUCAACAAAGCCGUUGAGGACAGUCUACAACAUCGUCGAAGCAGGCAUGCCUCUGCGCGUCGUCUGCAAUCUCCAUACAGUCAGUUCCCAGGCACACCAAUGUCAGAAGCGCCACUCGGUAGUGGCGGUCUGCCAGGUACGCCAGGGGAGUAUCCGGGCCGUCAUCCACAAAGUGCAAGUUAUGCAAGCUCCCACGGCUCGACUGUGAUGCCACGAGGAACGUACAUGGACGGUCACAGCUCCCGCGGCGGCUUCCAUGACGACACAGAGGAUGACGGCUACUCGGGCGACCAGGAACCAGGCCGGAUAACGCCAAGUGGUAGGCGGCAAGGGCCUGCGACACAGUCGAUGCCCAAUUCUCGUUCGACCGAGCGUGACAGCAAAUCCCGCGCAAGAGCGAUGACGGAUGAAUAUCAACGCAGGACCACCAACGGCCUACCUUCAGGCGCUCGUACACCGUCAGGCGUUUCUCCGAGACAUGAACAGCCGCCAUCUAGCCGUGCCAGUGCGGCAGGCAGCGCGAGCGGCAGCACGCGCGGAUCUACGCCCUAUCAGAUCAACGGCUAUGGCAAAGCCGAUUCGAAGCUUAGUGAAUCUGAUCUCAUCGCCCGCGUUCGAUCUCAUGAGUCUCAGAGCUCACAUAAGCCGAACGGCGUCGUCGCCCACCCUUUCAAUCGCACGCGGUCCGGAAGUAACCCAUUGACGCCAGAAGAUGCGAUACAUCACAAUGGCGACUAUCAUUAUCAAAUGAAGCACGCUCCAUCUUUGCCGCGCUUGAAUCAGGCAGGCGGCCGAGGUCUGACGAAUGGACGCGAGCGACCUAUAAGCUCAAGCAGUGUUGGCACAGACAGAUCCUCUGGCGAAUCGGGUCAGCGCAGUCAGCCGUGGACCGCAGCAACCUCGCCCGCGAGCACAGUGCCACCGCAUUCAGCCAAAAUGCCAUCGCAUGGCUAUACGUCUGGUGCUUCGUCAAGCGGACGACAGUCAGGGUCGCCUCCGACAAGUCAGAGCGUUGCGCAAAUCAAGUUCAAGGUCAACUUUGGCGAGGAUACCUUUGCAGUGGCAGCGCUAUCUACGAUCGGGUACCGCGAUCUUGCCGACAAAGUGCUCAAGAAGAUUUUGCUGUGUGGUGAUCGAUCUCGUGUCGAUGGCAACAACAUCCGACUGAAGUACGAGGACGAGGACGAGGAUCGGAUCUUGCUGAGCGCAGAUGAAGAUGUACAUAUUGCUUGCGAGUGGGCGAGAGAGGCCAGUCGACAAUCAGGCGAACCGCCCUCCCUGCAAGUCUUCGUCAGCACGGCAUAA